Molecule: messenger RNA, 989 nt
Organism: Lasiosphaeria miniovina
Lineage: Eukaryota; Fungi; Ascomycota; Sordariomycetes; Sordariales; Lasiosphaeriaceae
Exons: 1
Coding region: 59-919 (286 amino acids)
Biological process (GO): carbohydrate metabolic process
Molecular function (GO): hydrolase activity, acting on carbon-nitrogen (but not peptide) bonds
Source: RefSeq, a predicted model, not a curated record
GACAGCCUCAACUCACUUCACAAGUCGCAGUGCACAUCCUCAACACAAGAACAAGCAAAUGGCCAGCGAACUAUCGCCACCGCGCUGGCCCGACGGCGCCAAGGCGGCCAUCAGCUUCACCAUGGACAACCUAGGCGAGGCGCAGGACGUGAACAAGGGGACGUGGCGGGGGCCGGUAGGGACGCACCCGUCGGUGCGCGAGCAGCUGCCGCGGAUGCUAGAGCUUCUUGGCCAGCACGGCGUGCGCGCGACGUACUUCGCCGAGGCGUGGAGCCUGGCGGUAUACCCAGACGCGGUCGCGGAGCUGCGGCGGCGCGGGCACGAGGUGGCGUGGCACGGGUACCAGCACGAGACGUGGAGCAGCCUGUCGGCUGCGGACGAGGCGGGCAGCUUCGAGCGCAGCUUCGCGGCCGCCGCGGCAGCGGGCAUAGACGCGUACGAGGGGUUCCGCCCGCCGGGCGGCACCGUCCCCGACGCGGGGCGCACGUACGCGCUGCUGGCGCGGCACGGCGUGCGGUACGCGUCGCCGCUGGCUGACGACGAUAAGGGCCGGUUUGGCGUGCUGGAAGGCCUCGACGGUGUCGUUGUGCUGCCGUUCGAGUGGCGUGCCGUAGACGCCUUUUACUACAUGGACAAGUUCGCGGGGAUCCGCAGGGCGCACGGCGCGCCUGAGACAGUGUUGCCGCCGGCUGAGUUCCGCGCCUUCUUGCUGGCCAAGAUCGAUGGUGUGGUGCGGGACAACAGCUUCAUGUCCAUCUUGUUCCACCCUUUUCUGCAGACGAGCGAGGAGAAGCUGGCGCUCAUGGACGAGGUGCUGGCGCGCAUUCGCGCCGAUCCGGAUAUCUGGUGCGCGCCGUGCAACAAGGUUGCUCGCUGGGUGGCGGAGCAUCCGGAACUCUUUUCCCCUGAGAAGUUAUGAUGAGACGAAAUUAUGAGUCGACGGAAUGCGCCUUGGUUGAGCUCGAUAUCAUGAUGAUCUAAAACCACAG